AUGUUUGUAGUUCUGGUGGGGCUGGUAGGGCACGCCUCCUACCAGCCGCGGAGAGACCCCUCGCUACACAAGCCAGUCAACCGACGGACGCGCCCGCAUGCGUACACCGCACGAACCAGUUAUGUGAAUGGGAGAGAUCGUUCAAUGUUAAAGAAACAAAGAUUAGAGGACACAGAACUUAAUAUGGCGAUACAGAGCGUCUCCAAGUAUCAGAGCAGUGCUGUGGAAGGAACCGAACCUCCUAAGGCCAGGAUAAGUUUCAGCGUAGCGUCUAUACUGGCUGACACGAAGCAGAAUGACACCGCUGAGAUGUUGAGACAUCAUCUGACUAUAUCGGAGUCACCGUUACGACAAUCUCCAGGCUCACAGCCUGAAUUACCUGGAGGGAAGUCUCUGUCGCGACCGGCUUCAAUCACACCGCCGCUGAACUUAAACGUAACAGCGUCUUCAGAUGAGGAGUACGAAGAUUCCGUGAAGGAGGACUCGAUAGUGGAUGUCGAAGACUUACAGAAUAGUCUUCAGAGUGAUGAUGAUGAGAGAGUGGAUAAGGAGAGAUUGGGUCCUAUUCGGCCGACGCCGUUCAGCGCGUUGGCUGCAGCAGCGGCGGCGUACCACAGCCUCACAUGGCCCGCACCGGCAUCUGUAGUGCCAAGCUUCGGACCGAUGUUCCAAUCACACUUCCCAGUUGGACAUAUUACCGAUGCUAACGGGGAGCCGCCGAAGCUUAAGUGCAAUUUGCGUAAGCACAAGCCGAAUCGCAAGCCACGGACGCCGUUUACUGCACAACAAUUACGUGCUCUGGAGAGCAAGUUUGUUGAUAAGCAAUAUCUGAGCAUUGCUGAGCGAGCGGAGUUCUCAUCAUCACUCGGCCUUUCGGAGACUCAGGUGAAAAUCUGGUUCCAGAAUCGUAGGGCGAAAGCAAAACGUGUUCAAGAAGCCGAGAUAGAAAAGUUGAAGAUGGCACAGUUUGCGCGUCAUCCUCAUCAUAUGUACACGCAUCCAUUACAGCAAUACUUCCCCCAUCACCUCAUGGGUCGACCUUUACCACCAAUGAUGCCGCACUUAACUAUGCAAUCACCGGGAUCCCCUUCACCGAACACACAGACAAACGGACAAUGA
Messenger RNA from Danaus chrysippus (African queen), 1119 nucleotides. The record is from the annotation of a GenBank genome assembly. Lineage: Eukaryota; Metazoa; Arthropoda; Insecta; Lepidoptera; Nymphalidae.